AUGGAAAUUUUUUGGAAGACGCUGACUUGGAUACUGAGCCUGGUCUUGGCCGCUGCUGAAUCUCAGAUCUUUUCAUACAACUCUCAAGCGCAAUUCCUGUCCAUGCUGGAGCACUACCAGCUAACAGUACCAGUGCAGGUGAACGAGAAGGGCCAGUUCAUGAGUUACACUGUGAAGCAUCAUAGACCCGGUCGGCGGCGACGUGGACUGGACCACACUGAGCCGGACCACACAGAGACCAGGCUUUUCUACAAACUAUCAGCCUACGGGAAGCACUUUCACCUGAAUCUAACGCUGAACCCCAACCUGGUUUCAAAACAUUUCACUGUAGAGUACUGGGGCAAAGACGGACUGGACAGGCAGCAUUCUGUGGUGGAUAACUGCCACUAUGUUGGAUACCUACUGGAUCAAUAUAGCACUACAAAAGUGGCAUUGAGCAACUGCAAAGGCUUGAAUGGUGUCAUUACCACAGAAGAAGAACAAUAUUUAAUUGAGCCAUUACACAAUUUAACCAGAAAUUUCAGUGAUGUCGACCACGAAGAAGGACAGCCACAUGUUAUUUAUAAAAAGUCUUCCAUUCCUUCUCCACAAGAGCACAGCGAGGAGUUCAGCUGUGGUGUUUCAGACCUCACAAUAAACAGGACACCCCACUACCAAACCAUUCCUGCUGCAGACUCAUUUUACCUAGCCCCGGGUGGUGACAGCUCGACAGGUGCCCAACGACAGCGACGUUCUGUCAGCUCAGAACGCUUCGUGGAGACCCUGGUGGUGGCCGACAAAAUGAUGGUUGGCUACCAUGGUCGCAAAGACAUCGAGCACUACAUCCUGUCCGUAAUGAAUAUUGUUGCCAAACUUUACCGUGAUGCCAGUCUAGGAAACGUUGUGAACAUAAUUGUAACCAGACUGAUUAUUCUGACCGAAGAUCAGCCCAACCUGGAGAUAAACCACCAUGCAGACAAAUCUCUGGACAGCUUCUGUAAAUGGCAGAAAUCCAUUCUUUCUCAUCAGGGAGACGGAAACAGUAUCCCAGAGAAUGGGAUAGCCCAUCAUGACAACGCUGUUCUUAUCACAAGGUAUGACAUCUGCACAUAUAAGAACAAACCCUGUGGGACCCUUGGUUUGGCAUCUGUAGCUGGAAUGUGUGAGCCGGAGAGAAGCUGUAGUAUUAAUGAAGAUAUAGGCCUGGGCUCAGCCUUUACUAUUGCACAUGAGAUCGGACAUAAUUUCGGCAUGAACCACGAUGGCAUCGGGAACUCCUGCGGAACCAAAGGUCACGAGACAGCCAAGCUGAUGGCAGCCCAUAUCACGGCGAACACCAACCCCUUCUCCUGGUCAGCCUGCAGCAAGGACUACAUCACCAGCUUUCUGGACUCAGGUCGGGGAACAUGUCUGGACAAUGAGCCUCUGAAACGAGACUUCCUGUACCCCACGGUGGCUCCAGGGCAGGUGUACGAUGCAGAUGAGCAGUGUCGUUUCCAGUAUGGUGCCUCCUCCCGGCAGUGCAAGUAUGGGGAAGUGUGUAGAGAGCUCUGGUGCCUUAGCAAAAGUAAUCGCUGUGUCACCAACAGUAUCCCAGCCGCAGAAGGAACCCUGUGUCAAACCAGCAGCAUUGAAAAAGGGUGGUGUUAUCAGGGUGAGUGUGUGGCAUUUGGGACCUGGCCACAAAGUGUUGACGGAAGCUGGGGACCUUGGACCUCUUGGGGCGAGUGCAGUCGGACCUGCGGUGGUGGCGUCUCCUCAUCCAUGCGACAUUGUGACAGCCCAGCGCCGACAGGCGGAGGGAAGUACUGUCUCGGAGAGAGGAAACGCUACAGAUCGUGCAACACUGAUCCUUGUCCAGCGGGAUCACGUGACUUCAGGGAGAAGCAGUGCGCCGAUUUUGACAACAUGCCAUUCCGUGGGAAGUACUACAACUGGAAACCAUACACUGGAGGUGGAGUGAAGCCCUGCGCUCUGAACUGUCUCGCCGAGGGUUACAACUUCUACACCGAACGUUCUCCCGCUGUGAUCGACGGCACACGCUGCCAGGCAGACUCUCUCGACAUAUGCAUCAACGGAGAGUGCAAACAUGUUGGCUGUGAUAACAUCCUGGGAUCGGAUGCAAUGGAGGACAGAUGCCGGGUGUGCGGAGGUGAUGGGAGCACGUGUGAGGUCACAGAGGGCUUAUUCAACGACUCACUGCCUAGAGGAGGUUACAUGGAGGUCAUCCAGAUCCCAAAGGGAUCCGUUCAUAUUGAAAUCAGGGAAGUGACUGUGUCAAAGAACUACAUCGCUUUGAAAUCAGAGGGAGAUGACUAUUACAUCAACGGAGCCUGGACUAUUGACUGGCCCCGCAAAUUUGACAUAGCAGGAACAGCGUUUCACUACAAGAGGCCGACGGAUGAGCCCGAGUCGCUAGAGGCUCUUGGAGCCACAACAGAAAUUUUGUUAGUUAUGGUGCUACUACAGGAACAGAAUCUGGGCAUCCACUACAAGUUCAAUGUGCCCAUCCAGCGCACUGGAAGUGGAGACAAUGAAGUGGGCUUCUCCUGGCACCAUCUUCCCUGGUCUGAGUGCUCGGCUACAUGUGCGGGAGGCUCGCAGAAGCAGGAGGUGGUUUGUAAAAGGCUGGAUGAUAAUUCGGUGGUCCAAAACAGCUACUGCGACCCAGACAGCAAACCACCUGAGAAUCAACGACCCUGCAACACAGAACCAUGUCCUCCUGAGUGGUUUAUUGGUGGCUGGUCAGAAUGUGGAAAAACCUGUGAUGGAGGCAUCCGUACACGCACUGUUUUGUGUAUACGGAAAAUCGGACCAGCUGAGGAGGAGACUCUGGAGGACAACCACUGUCUGACCCAUCGACCAAUAGAACAAGAGUCUUGUAAUAACCAGUCCUGUCCACCUCAGUGGGUCACUCUGGAUUGGUCUGAGUGUACGCCAAAGUGUGGACCUGGCUUCAAACACCGCAUCGUUCUGUGUAAAAGUAGCGACCUGACCAAAACCUUUCCACCUGUCCUUUGUUCUGACCACAACAAACCUCCAGUCCGUAUUCGCUGCAGCCUUGGUCGCUGUCCGCCCCCACGCUGGAUCCCUGGAGAAUGGGGACAGUGCUCUGCACAGUGUGGACUGGGACAACAGAUGCGGACAGUUCAGUGUCUGUCGUAUACCGGACAGCCCUCCAACGAGUGCCCUGAUUCACUGCGACCCAAUACCAUGCAGCAGUGUGAAAGCAAGUGUGACGCUACACCCAUCUCAGGUGGUGACGAGUGCAAAGACGUAAACAAGGUGGCAUAUUGCCCAUUGGUGCUGAAGUUCAAGUUCUGCAACCGCGCGUACUUCAGGCAGAUGUGCUGCAAGACGUGCCAAGGACACUGACCCUGAGGAGUGAAGCAGUGACAGAUGCCGAAAAAAAGGAAGGAGAGAGAACCGGGCAGAGAGAAAAGCAAAACCAACAAUGUUGGAGUCAGCACUGGGCACUCUCUCUUUCUCUUGCUCUUUCCACUCAUACACAUACAUCAAAAUACAACUGCUUUUGUACCCCUGUGGAACCCUAACCACUACUCAGCACUGCGCUGACACCUUUGUUUUAUUUUCACUUCUGUGAAGUGGGAAUGUAUAAAAUAAUCAUUAUUGUUGUUAUUUUUAUAAUAAUAAUAACAAUUGCUAUCGGUUAUUAUUAUUAUUAUCAAUGUCUUUCUGUUGUCAUAAUCCAAAGUGCUGGACACAUCAUUCGCAGAGGUAGCAAGGCAGAGAUUUACUUCAAGGCACCCAUGUACAGAGGAGCUGAUUGGUUUUUCCCUGGGUCUCACGUACACACUCCUCCCACAGACCUGUUGGCAACACUGCAUUAGGGGGCGUUCACACCGACAGUGACUUAGAGCAAAAAAGCAGCCAGAAGUCAUUGGUUUUCAAUGCGAGUCAGCAAUUUGGGGCAACUGAGACACAACAAAGUUGGUAGAACGCCAAAGUUGAGCACAGUUGCUUUGGCAACAACUACCAAUGGGAUGUAGACAGUUAUGUGAUCUGCUGCUUCAUACACUUCCUCAGCUGACAUCCUUCCUUCAAAUAUUCAAUAACACAUUGUGUCAUGUAUAAUUGGACUGACGAAGAGGAAGAAUGUAUGUUGACUACGCAAAAACCCACUGUAGCUUAAUUAUAACUGUGCAUGUAAAUGUAGUGUGUGAACGCCCCUUUAGUGUGUAAAUAUUGGCAAAAUUUUUUACCCAAAUUAUUCUUUUCACCCAAUAAAGCAAAUAAUAAGUAUGAAAUAUAUACGCUUACGAUUUCAAACAGUAUACAGGGGCAAGAAAAAGUAUGUGAACUCUUUUGAAUUAGCUGGUUUUCUGCAUUAAUUUUCUGCAUCUUCAUCAAAGUACACAAGUAUAGACAGAGCACAAUGUGCUUAAGCUAACAACACACAAACAAUUAUAAUCUUUCAUGUCUUUAUUGAACAUAUCUCAUUAAACAUUCACAGCGCUGUGCUGUGGAAAAAGUAAGUGAACCCUUGGAUUUAAUAACUGGUCGAUCCUCCUUUGGCAGAAUUAACCUCAACCAAGUGUUUCCGCUAGCUGCGGAUUAGACCUGCACAAUGUUCAGAAGGAAUUUUGGACCAUUCUUCCUUACAGAACUGCUUCAGCUCAGCCAAAUUCUGAGGAUGUCUGCUGUGAACGGCUCUCUUGAGGUCAUUCCACAGCAUCUCUAUUGGGUUAAGGUCUGGACUCUGACUGGGCCACUCCAAAAGGUGGAUUUUCUUUUUUUGAAGCCAUUCUGCAAUGAAUUUACUUUGAUGUUUAGGUUCAUUGUCCUGCUGCAUCACUCAACUCCUACUGAGCUUCAGCUGCCACACAGCAACACUGACAUUAUCCUGUAGGAUAUCUUGAUAAACAAAGAUGUUAACCAGUUCCAAUGAUUCCUUCAUGUCUUUAGCUGUCACUCUAGUGUUCUUUUUUACCUCAUUGAGCAUUCUUUGAUAUGCCCUUUAAGUCAUAUUGGUUGGACGGCCACUUCUAGGGAGAGUAGCCACAGUACUAAAUCAUCUCCAUUUAUAGACUAUUUGUCUAUCUGUGGAAAGAUGAAUAUCUAAGCUCUUCAAAAUAACUUUGUAGCCCUUUCCAGCAUCAUGCAAUGCAACAAUUCUUGAUCGUAGGUGUUCUGAGAUCUCUUUUUUCCGAGGCACGGUCCACAUUAGCAGAUGCUUCUUGUGAAUAGCAAACUCAAAAUGUUUGCAUGCUUUUUAUAAGUUAAAGUAGCUCUAACACAUACCUCCAAUCACGUUUCAUUAACUGGAUGCCAGGUUUGCCAACUCCUGACUCUAGCUUUUUUUGUUGUCUUUAGCCUAGGGGUUCACUUACAUUUUCCAUAGAACUGUGAAUGUUUAAUGGGAUGUGUUCAAUAAAUAAAUGA
Molecule: messenger RNA, 5382 nt
Organism: Myxocyprinus asiaticus (Chinese sucker)
Lineage: Eukaryota; Metazoa; Chordata; Actinopteri; Cypriniformes; Catostomidae
Gene: adamts6
Product: ADAM metallopeptidase with thrombospondin type 1 motif, 6
Exons: 24
Coding region: 1-3354 (1117 amino acids)
Biological process (GO): extracellular matrix organization; proteolysis
Cellular component (GO): extracellular matrix
Molecular function (GO): metalloendopeptidase activity
Source: RefSeq, a predicted model, not a curated record